AUGGCCCUUCAGCUUUCAAGAUUCCUCAUAUUCUUCCUUUACAUUCUAGCUCAUAUCGCUAGAUCACCUGCAACUUCACCCAAUAGCACCUUUCUCUUCAAUAGCUUCCGCCAGUCAGACCUUAACUUGUCUGGCUCUGCAACUGUUACUAGGACUAGGGCUCUUCAAAUGACUAACGGUCAACAUUCCAUGGAACCAGGCAUCAAAGGCAAUGCAUUCUUCACUGCCAGUCUACAGUUUAAGAAGCCUACCGCUUCCAAGAGAACCAAAUCAUUCAGUACUCGUUUUGUGUUCACAAUUGUCUCCAAAGCCCAUCAAUCAGGUGGCCAUGGCUUCGCAUUCAUCGUUGCGCCGUCCCCCAACUUCUCCAACGCCAUGGGAGGUCGCUUCUUUGGCCUCUUCAGCAUCAGGAACAAUGGAAACACAAGGAAUCAAAUAUUUGUAGUUGAAUUCGACAUAGUUCAACAAACAAAUUUGCAUGAUAUAGAUGAAAGCCAUGUGGGUGUCGACAUCAAUGGUGUGAACCCCAGUGCCUCCGAACCGGCUGCUUACUAUACAGGGAAUCGCAAAAAAGAACAGGGGGUCCUAGACAGCCAGACACCCAUUCAAGCAUGGAUAGAAUAUGAUGGGCCGAUGAAGCAGCUGAAUGUCACCAUAGCUCCAUUGUCACACCAACUCAAGCCUAAUUGCACACUCAUUUCACGUUCCAUUGAUUUGUCCCCUGUUCUGCUUGAACACAUGUAUGUUGGAUUCUCUUUUGGUACACAAAAGCUGGUAAGCAAGUGCUAUAUUUUGGCAUGGAGCUUUGCAAUGGAUGGAAAAGUUCCAGAGUUGGACCUUUCACACCUUCCCCUCUAUUCCUCAGGAUUAGAACUCUACGGCGCAACCAAAGGUUUCAAGGAGGAGUUGGGGGAAGGAGGGUUUGGCAGUGUCUACAAAGGUGUGCUUUCCAGGAGCGGAAUCGAGGUUGCAGUUAAGAGAGUAUCGCAUGGUUCAAAGCAAGGGAUGAGGGAGUUUGUGGUGGAAAUAUCAAGCCUGGGGAGGAUGAGGCACAGGAUCGUGGUCCAAUUGCAUGGUUGGUGUAGACGAGGCGAUGACCUGCUCCUGGCUUAUGAAUUCAUGCCAUAUGGGAGUAUAGACAAUUUUCUUUUUGAUGUGAAAGGUAGAAGCCUGAGUUGGGAACAGAGGUUCAAGAUUCUAAAGGGAAUUGCUUCCGGCCUGUUGUAUCUUCAUGAAGAGUGGGAGCAAGUGGUUGCGCACAGAGAUGUUAAAGCAAGUAACGUGUUGUUAGAUGGUGAUCUAAAUGGCAGGUUGGGUGAUUUUGGUCUUUCCAGACUCUAUGAGCAUGGGGCCAACCCCAAGACAACCCAAAUCGUUGGGAGUUUUGGGUACAUGGUGCCGGAGUUCUCCCGCACCUGGAAGUCCAGCACGAGUGCCAAUGUCUACUCUUAUGGUGCUUUGCUUCUAGAGGUGGCCUACGGAAGGAGGCCUAUUGAGCCGGAGAGACAUUGUGAAGAGAUGGUUCUAGUGGAGUUAGUCCACUCUUUGUGGAAGGAUGGACGUAUACUGGACGCCAUGGCAAAAGGCUUGGGAAUAGCUACGUGGUGGAGGAAGUAG
Nymphaea colorata (pocket water lily) is the source of this 1617-nucleotide messenger RNA. RefSeq names its product L-type lectin-domain containing receptor kinase IV.2-like. The record is from RefSeq and is a predicted model, not a curated record. NCBI's taxonomy places the organism in Eukaryota, Viridiplantae, Streptophyta, Magnoliopsida, Nymphaeales, Nymphaeaceae. The transcript has 2 exons. Gene Ontology annotation, biological process: protein phosphorylation. Gene Ontology annotation, molecular function: ATP binding; protein kinase activity; carbohydrate binding. Gene Ontology annotation, cellular component: plasma membrane. The coding region runs from base 1 to 1617 and encodes 538 amino acids.